This is a messenger RNA of Capsaspora owczarzaki ATCC 30864, 1323 nucleotides long. RefSeq lists its product as hypothetical. The record is from RefSeq and is a predicted model, not a curated record. Lineage: Eukaryota; Filasterea; Ministeriida; Capsasporidae. The transcript has 5 exons. Gene Ontology annotation, biological process: endoplasmic reticulum tubular network organization. Gene Ontology annotation, cellular component: endoplasmic reticulum tubular network. The coding region runs from base 15 to 1223 and encodes 402 amino acids.
UGUUCACAUUUUCAAUGGGUGCUGUCCUGUCCUUCUUUCGACGCAAGCCGCGGUCGCUGCCGGACGAGAUCAAGUUCCUGCACGAGCAGCUGCAAGAGUCCAAAGCCAAGCUCACGGAAUCGCGCAGGGCUGCAAAGUCCAUUCUGGGCACCCUCACCAUUGGCUUUGUGAUGGUCUACGCAGUCGCGGGCCUCGUCUUCUACUUUCGCUACUUUUCACCAGACGCGCUGCACGAGUCCAUCCUGUUUGCGCUGCCGCUGCUCGUCUCGCCGCUGCUACUGUUCUACAUCCUGAGGUUUGCAGUGAAGGCGUUCGUGCGUCGGCGGGCGACCAACGCAGAGGCGCACACGAACACUCUGCUGAAACGCAAAAAGCAGGCGUUGGACGAGUUCAAGGCGUCCAUCAACUUUGACAGGGUGCAACAAGUGCUCGAAGCGUACGACGAAGGCCACAUCCAGGCUCAAGCGGAAAGACAGCGCGCAGAGUUUGAAAAGUACCGCAAGGAGUUCGAAAAGCUGCAACAGGCACAGGCGCGGGCUGGUCCGCAGCAGCAGCAAAACCAGCAGCAACGGGCUCCGCUUGCAGGCACAGUGGCUGCUCCUGGCGUCGGUCUCGUUGGUCCUCGCCCCGUGCGACCCGUGCCACCGCCCAAUCGUACAUCGUUCGACCGCGUGAUUGACUUUAUCGUCGGAGACGGCCCGAACCAGCGAUUUGCGCUGAUUUGCCGCAACUGCAAGAAUCACAACGGCAUGGCUCUUCCAGAAGAGUUUGAGUACAUUGAGUUCUACUGCGUCUACUGCAAUGCUCAGAAUCCCGCUCGGAAAAAGCGAGAGGUGCACGGAACUAUUCCACAGUACUUGCAAGGACGGCAGCCAGAGUCGGAGCCGGCGCACGCCGCGAAAUCGCCCGAGCCCAUGCCGGGAGCUCACGGCAUGCCCGUGCCCGCGCAUCUUGUCAAUGCAGUCAAGGCCGCGGCAGCCCGUGCCGCCGCCGAGCAAGCAGCAGAAGCAGCGAGCACCAGCAGCAGCGAAGCAUCCUCGGCAGCGCCCGCUGGUCCCGCUGAUCCCAAGUCCGCGCAGCCAGCAGAGGCCGCAAGCUCGGCUUCAAGCACCCCAAGUGAUGGUUCGGAUGCGGAGAGUGCAACUGCUCCAGAGUCCGAGUCGACGGGAGAGCGUCGCUCAACCCGAAGGCGGCAGGCUACGGACAAGUCCAAGACUUCUUAGCUUUCUCUCGGUUGACAUUUGGCUUUUGUGAUCCAAGGAAAACACCCAUUAAAGUACUGUAUUUGUAUUUGUCGAAGUUUUUUUUGUUUCAACAUUCUCG